AUGCGUUGCUGGGCGCCGACGCUGUGGGCAUGCACCGCGCUGGUGCUAGCCCUAGGUGCGCUUGGCGCGAUGCCAAAGAAGCGGACGUAUGACACGCAUCACUACUAUGUCGCGGAGGUGCGGCCUGCGCCGUGCACGGACGCAUCGGAGCUGACGCCCCAACAUGUAGCCCAGGCACUGGGCGCUGAGUUGGUUGAGCAGGUGGGUGAGCUGCGUGACCACUGGCUGCUGCGGGCAGAGAAGCCAGAUGAGAUCUCACGGCGAUCCGUGCUGGGUGAGGUGCCGCUGCACGCUGAUCCUGUCUUGCAGCGGUAUGCAUCGCUCUCACAGCGCCCCCACGAAAAGCGGUGCAUCGGCACAGCCUGUGUGCCGCUGGACUGCCUUGCACGCUCUGUGCAACUUGAGCGCCAGAGCGUGCGUAUGCGGCACAAGCGCAACGUGAUCUACGAUGCCGCGCAGAUGCCUCACCUAUACCCCAGCAACGUGCCGCCCAAGCCUGCGACCGAGCAGUGGAUGCGCGAAAAACGGGCGCCUGUGCCGAAGAACCGCACGAACGAUAUGGCGGAAGCCUUUCAUAUCAAAGACCCGCUCUUCUACAAGCAGUGGCACCUGUUGAACAACAACAUACCUGGCCAUGACCUGCAUAUCAGUGGCGCCUGGAAACUCGCGAGUGGCAAGGGCGUGACUGUCUCCCUGAUUGACGACGGUGUCGACUAUACACACCCGGACCUGGUCGAUGCUUUUGAGGCGCGCGCCUCGUACGACUUUAACCUGCACCAAAACCUGCCGCUGCCGCGUCUCGUAGACGAUACGCACGGCACACGCUGCGCUGGAGAGAUCGUCGCAGCCAAGAACGAUGUGUGUGGCGUUGGUGUCGCGCCAGACGCACAUGUCGCAGGCGUGCGGAUUUUGUCAGGCCCGAUCAGCGAUGCGGACGAGGCGGCCGCCCUCAACUAUGGUUACCAAAUCAGCGACAUUUACAGCUGCUCGUGGGGCCCGUCCGACUCGGGGCGGAGCAUGGACGGACCCCGCGGCCUGGUGGCCAAAGCCAUGCUGAAUGGGAUUUAUCAUGGGCGCAAGGGCCGAGGAAGUCUGUAUGUGUUUGCCGGCGGCAAUGGCGGCUCGGUGGAUGACCAGUGCAACUUUGACGGAUACACCAACUCGAUCUACACAAUCACAAUCGCUGCGGUCGACAGUGAGGGACACCGGCCGUACUAUUCGGAGAUGUGCAGUGCGAUCAUCGCGAGCGCAUGGAGCUCAGGCAAGGGUCUGAGUAUCUCGACGAGCAAUGUACAGGGGCUCACGAACCGCACUUGCACAUCGACGCACGGCGGCACGAGUGCCGCGGCGCCGCUCGUUGCGGGCGCACUUGCGCUCGCGCUCGAGGUGCGUCCAGACCUCACAUGGCGCGACGCACAGCAUCUUCUGAUCAAGUCGAGUGAGCCGAUCAACCUCGAGGACCCCGACUGGCAAAAGACGGCGGCGGGGCUCAUGUACAGCCACAAGUCCGGCUUUGGCGUCGUCGAUGCGACGCGCCUGGUCGAAAACGCUCGCAGCCACACACUCGUCCCGCCACAGGCAUGGCUCGAGACGCCCCAGUACCCGGUCCACGCUGCCGUGUCGCAGGAUCGCCGGGUCAAUCACACGGUACACGUGACUCGAGACAUGCUCCAAGAGGCCAAUCUGGCGUCGCUCGAGCAUGUCACGACGACGGUGUGGAUCACGCACGAGCGGCGUGGCGACGUGCAGGUCGUGCUGUACGGUCCGCACGGGACCAAGAGUGUGCUUGCGAGUCCGCGGCGCUACGACAGCGACAAGCACGGGUUCCCCGGCUGGACCUUUAUGACGCUCAAGCACUGGGGCGAGGACCCGGUCGGCGCGUGGACCAUCGAGGUGUCGGACCACGGAUCCGUGGACGAGGAUGCGCCGCGGAAUGGCACGUCGCUGCCGCCGCGCGGCGAGCUUGCGUCCUGGCGCCUCACGUUCUGGGGCGCCGCGAGGAACGCCAAGCUCGCCAAGCCGUGGAACUUUCCGCCCGACUCGGACGAGUACCAGAUCACACUUCCCGGUGCGCCGACGACCACCGUUCUCGGCAGUGCUCCCGCACAUGGCAUGACCUUCGUCGCGACGCCCACUUCGUCUCGCCACCUCGCCAAGCCCACGCAUGCCCUGCCACCCGACCACGAUGCGGAUCCGGGCGAAACAAGUCACGUGUUUGGUAUGCCGUCUCAGACCCCGGAGGCGGACUCGGCGUACCUCGCCUCGCUGGCGCACGCUUCGUCGUCGGCCUGGGUCGGCCUCGCGGCUGUGCUCAUCGUCGUGCUUCUCGCGCUCCUUUUUGCGUUCUUGGCACUCCGAUUCCGCGUGAUGCCAUGGUCCCGCGGUCUGUAUGCCCACGUGCCGGACGACGAGGCCGUGCAGCUCGAGAGCAUGCGGCACGAUACCUCGUCGGCAGCGCAGGCGCAAACGCACGAUCUGUACCAUGCCUUUGCUCUGGAGGACGAGGAUGAGGACGAGAAUCAGGCGCCUGAGGCACCUGACGCCCCGCCCUACCGGGACACAUAG
Molecule: messenger RNA, 2565 nt
Organism: Malassezia restricta
Lineage: Eukaryota; Fungi; Basidiomycota; Malasseziomycetes; Malasseziales; Malasseziaceae
Product: kexin
Exons: 1
Coding region: 1-2565 (854 amino acids)
Biological process (GO): protein processing
Cellular component (GO): trans-Golgi network; Golgi membrane
Molecular function (GO): serine-type endopeptidase activity
Source: RefSeq, a predicted model, not a curated record